AUGGAGGUGGAUGACGAUGUGUGGUCCAUUCCUUCGGAUGAUGGGAUGGUUCUUCUUCGGAAGUCAACGGCAGCUCCCAAGAAAGCGGCAAGGAACCAGAAACAUGACGAUGCUGCAAGAGCAUCCAGGAAGGCUGCCCGUUUGCAAGCAGUUGCCUGGAAGAAGGAGGUUGCCAAGGCCACCAAGUUCAUUGGCAGCCUGACUAGCCUUGGCACCCAAGCGGACAGCUUGCAACAGAAGGACGUCAAGUUCCCUACCGUGUUGAGCCCGGAGUUGAAGAACGGUCUUGAGGAAGCUUUCAAGAAGGUCCAUACCUUGAAGCUUCGUGCCACAGCCUUGAUCAGCGCCACCGACGAGCAAAAGUUGCUGCAUGCUCCGGUUCCUUUGGAGUCGUCAGAUGAAGACAAUCUCCGCAAAGCCGUGCGUGUUCGCGGUGCUAGUGAACGAGCAGUAUACGAGAUCUGGAAUAUAGCGCAAGAAGGUACUGACCGUACUGUGGCACGGGGAACCUUCCAACAGACCGUUCAGCGUGGACUGGAACCAUGGACUUCUGCUACGCACCAUGUCAAGUUUGCUUGCGCAGACGGCCCUGACAUCGAGCUGCCAAUCAUCAACUUGCAGCUUUGUUUGACAAAGUUUUGUUCAGAGUCUGCUGACUUUCAGCGUGCGCUGACCAGAGCACUGAACUGCUCACCUACCCUCACACCCAUCCUCUACGCGGACGAGGCAACCGCUGGGAAUGUGUUGGCAGUCAACAAGAAACGCAAGGCCAAUCUCUAUUACAUGUCUUGGGUAGAGCUUUGGCACUUCUUGAAGAAUCAAUCUGCCUGGCUGCCGGUAACCGUGGUUCAAUCCACUGCUCUAUCUCAGAUAGUUGGUGGCGCUUCUAAGGUGAUGGUAGAGAUCCUCAAGUUGAUCGUGUCCCCGCAGAACGAGGAAGGUUUUGCAUUGUCAGACAACCUUUUUUUCAAACGACGCACGCAAGCCUGGUGUCUAGGAAACUACGAUGCGUUGCGAAGUCUUCUCUCUCUGAAGGGAAGCGCAGGAAUUCGCCCAUGCGUUUACUGCAUCAAUGUUGUUCCACGCAGGAGGUGA
Durusdinium trenchii is the source of this 1095-nucleotide messenger RNA. NCBI's taxonomy places the organism in Eukaryota, Dinophyceae, Suessiales, Symbiodiniaceae. The record is from the annotation of a GenBank genome assembly.